ACGUUAAUAUGUGAAGCUAACUGCUGACUAGCAUCACACACAGACAGGACAGAUCCACAGACUGCAUUCACACUGAAAACAUGAGCAGGGAGAGGAGUAUAUCAACAUUUCGUUUCCAAAACAUUCAGGCUAGUUUACCGGUGCGCAGACUCCAACCGACGCAGCUGUCCGGCGCGUUCAGGGAGUCGAUGGGAAACUUGUGCAGAGUUAUGGUUCCGGGCCGGCCUCUAAUGUUGGGACACUUUUUUUCUACAUUGACGUAUUUCUUUUAAAAGUCUAAUCACCUCAGACCUGCCGUGUAUCAUUUGGUAUAUUUUCCCGCCCUCCUGUGGCUGCUGUCCGAAACUACAACACAAACUGGUUAAGCUAGCAUCAAAGGUGCUGAAUUUGCGUGCAGGUUUGCAUGCUGGUACCUUGCAAAAACAGUUUUUGGAUGCUGUGCAAAUGUCCCAAAUGUAUGUAUACUCAGCCUUCAGAGUGAGGACAGACAGUCUGUGGAGUGGGACCCGACAGGAUGAACUGCUUAGUCUUUGCACUUCUUCUGGGCUCGCUCUUCACGCUCGCUCACUCUGUGUUUCCUGCUGGUUCUUGUGAUGAAUACACAAAUCUCACUGAUCCAUGGCGCAACUAUCAAUUCAAAUCAAGCUCGUUUCCCGGCUACCCGAUGGAUGAUUCUGCUCUUGUUGGGAAGUGGUGGCGUUUCGUCGGCAUCGGAGGAGACAGAGCUGUUUCAUCAUGCCAGCCAACCCACACUGGUGGCAACUAUUACACCAUCACUGUCCCAUUUUCUUAUCCAACAGUUGAAUCUGAAACUGCAACUACAGGUUCUGCACUUGGAAAUUAUGCAGGUUGUGGAAAUUAUGCUUUCCAAUUGAGCCUGGUUCUCUGCCCUGGAGGAUUCUACAUAUACAAACCAUUGACGCACCCACAUGUCCGUGUGGGUUAUGUAACCUAUCACAAUGUGUGCACCCCGGACGCCUGUGGGCCGCUGGCUGAGUGCUCCAGUGGAGGCUGUCUCUGUGUUAGUGGGUAUGAAAUCCCUCCAGAACACCUGCCCACUGGAGAGUCCUAUGGUUGUGUUGACAUCGAUGAGUGUGUGACCACUUCAGGACUCUGUGGUUCUAACGCUGACUGUGCAAACAACCCGGGAUCCUUCCUCUGUACCUGUCACACGGGAUAUAAUGCGACAGGUGCAGGGCCUGUUGGCAAAUUAAACCUCUGCAAAGAUAUCGAUGAAUGCCUGGAGGACAUCUGCGGUGAGGGGACCUGCAGUAACAACUUAGGAAGCUUUGCCUGUGACUGCUUUAAGGGCUUCCAACUCGAACCUGAUGCAACUCCUCGCUGCCAAGAUAUCGACGAGUGUUUCAACUCCACCGUCUGCGGCCCUGACUCUGAGUGCACCAACACACCUGGAGCUUACACCUGUGCAUGUAACCUAGGUUACGAGCCGACUCUACCAGAGGAUGAGCCCAGAGAGGAAAACAACAUCUGCAUAGAUGUUGACGAGUGUGUCAAAGACGCUGCGGUCUGCGGUCCUCACGCCAACUGCACCAACUCCAUCGGAUCGUACCUCUGCACCUGCUCCACUGGGUUUCGUCUGAGCAACCCAGAGGUGAUAGCCAGCAGAGCUCACCCAUGCACAGAUAUAGACGAGUGCAGUGAGACUCCGGGGAUCUGUGGGAAACAAACAGUGUGCACCAACAAACCGGGGACCUACUACUGCUCCUGCCCUGACGGGUUCUACCCAUCCACCGGGAUCCGGUGGACGGUCGGGGUCUCCUUCUGUAAAAGUCUUCAGGAUAUUCUGGAUGAGAUAAAUCCCAUUGAGGGUCAGACCAGAGAGAGAGCUUUUCUCGGCAACAUGGACGAUGAACUGAAAGAAAACGAAGGAUUCAUCUUACCAGCGGCGACUGUGGCGAACAGCUUCUCAGCCAGCAUGGAAGUCUCAGGCGUGGGACCUCGAGUGAGGACGAGCGUGGUCGGCAGCGAAGGUGACGGGGACACCGGCAGCGUGAUCCUGGGCAUCUCAGACCGUUUGGUUGCAGCUAUGGUGGACCCGGACCUGAACCAAACCAAGAGAUCUGUGCACAGUCCGACUGUCGACCUAAGCCUGGAGUCUGUCGGGCCUGGAGGAGACGACGCAGAGAGCACUGUACUCUCAGCCAAUGGGAACAGCAUGCAGAUCAACCUGGGGGGUCUGGCCAAAAACAACAACGGUUCUGCAGCCGCCGCCUUCAUGACACUGAAGGGGAUGGAGAGCCUUCUGAGUCACUCGUACUUUGAAACACAGAACGAAACAGAGAUGUACUCCGACAUCAUCACUGCAGUCUUACCCUCGGUCAACAACACCAACCUCACCGAGCCCGUCAACUUCACCAUCUAUCACAAGGAGGUGCCGGAGAGGGGCAUGGUGACGUGUGUGUACUGGGAGGACAAAACAGAGGAGGCAGGAGGGAGCGGGGGAGAGCAGAAGAGGACGAUGAGAUGGUCAGUGGAGGGCUGCUGGGUCGCGUACACCAACAGGAACAUGACGGUGUGCAGCUGCACUCAUCUCUCCACGUUUGCCCUCAUCAUGCAGAUCGGGGAGCCUCCACCAGAGAACACUUUCCUGGAGUGGCUGAACCGAAUGUGUGUGAUGGUUGGACUCUUCUUCUUUGGUCUGGCCAUCUUCACCUUCCUGCUGUGCAGCUGGAACCCAAAGAUCAACAACACGGCCCGUCUCCACCUCUGCCUCAACCUGGCCAUGUCUCACCUGCUGCUGCUGUGGAACGACAGAUACACCAACGACGAGCUGGCCUGCACCGUCAUGGCGGGCCUUCUCCACUUCCUAGUCAUUGCAAGUUUUGUGUGGAUGCUGCUGGAGGCGCUACAGCUCCACCUGCUGGUCCGGAGGCUCUCCAAGGUGCAGGUCAUCCAGAGGGACGGCCUCCCCCGGCCGCUCCUCUACCUGACUGGUUACGGCGUUCCCUUUGUGAUCGUGGGCGUCUCUGCGCUGGUGUAUUCUGAUGGAUACGGAGCCACUAAGGCAGCAGUGUGCUGGCUCUCUACACGGCGCAGCUUCAACUGGGCUUUGAUGGGUCCAGUGAUUGCCAUCCUCGGGCUGAACUGGACGUUGUUUUGUGCCACCCUGUGGAGUCUGAGACCGACGCUGGCUAACAUGAAGAGUGAUGUUUCUCAGUCCAAAGACACCAGGGUGAUCGUUUUUAAGAUCGUGGCCCAGUUCGUCAUACUGGGCUGUACCUGGAUCCUGGGCCUGUACCAGACCAACCUCUUCUUUCAGGUCCUCUUUAUAAUCCUGAACUCCCAGCAGGGCACCUUCCUCUUCAUCGUCCACUGUCUGCUCAACAAGGAGGUCAGAGAGGAAUACAUGAAGUGGCUGACCUGCUCCUACAUGAAGCAGAGACGUGAAGGAUCUGUGAAGGAUGCUCCCUCGGUCUCUGAGGACUGGGACAAACCUGAGAAGGAGUGAUGGACCCUGCUGACGGAGGAGAGAGGAGCACGCCGUCACCACCGUUAUUUAUUACAGCUGAUUUCACUGCUGUUGUUUCUGUUCAGUUAUCAUGGCCGCUCAAUAAUCCUGCAUAGAAUUAAAUAUUCAUAGCUGUUAACUGUCUGCUUUAAGAGUUUGUAUUAUAAUCAGCCUUGCUUCUGCGUGACACUUGCACAGUAUUUUUCUGGACCUCUUUGUACAUUUUGAUUCUCUGUCUGAUCGGGUUCAUGUUGUGUUCUUAAUAAAGCUUCCAGUUGUUUAUUAA
Notolabrus celidotus (New Zealand spotty) is the source of this 3755-nucleotide messenger RNA. Its product is annotated as adhesion G protein-coupled receptor E1-like. Gene Ontology annotation, cellular component: membrane. The coding region runs from base 515 to 3469 and encodes 984 amino acids. Gene Ontology annotation, molecular function: calcium ion binding; G protein-coupled receptor activity. Lineage: Eukaryota; Metazoa; Chordata; Actinopteri; Labriformes; Labridae. Gene Ontology annotation, biological process: cell surface receptor signaling pathway; adenylate cyclase-activating G protein-coupled receptor signaling pathway. The transcript has 25 exons. The record is from RefSeq and is a predicted model, not a curated record.